UUAUAUGCAUAAUGGUCCCACAUGUCAGUUGUACUCAUCUCCAAAGGAAAUGAAAACAAAAUAAUAAUCUAUGAGAACUCAAGACCAAAAAAUCUGUUCUUCUUCUGUCUCUGCAACCUCUGAUCAAGGCUUGAUGGAUUCUCUUCUCCAAUUAUUAUUAACUUUGAUCUUCACCCUCCUUUCCCUUGUAUUCUCUAUCUACUUUUAUCUCUCAAGGAGAGCAACUAGCCGCUGCAGUGUGCCGCAGGCUGGUGGGGCUUGGCCUGUGAUUGGCCACAUGCACCUCUUCGGUGGUCAGCAGCUAACUCACAAAACACUAGGGGCCAUGGCUGAUAAGUAUGGACCUGUGUUCACUAUAAAACUAGGAUCACACAGAGUUUUAACAGUGAAUAGUUGGGAAAUGGCAAGGGAGUGUUUCACUUCACAUGAUAGAGUUUUCUCCACUAGACCAAGCGUUGCAGCAUCAAAGCUGCUAGGCUAUGACUCUGCCAUGUUUGGUUUUGCCCCAUACGGUUCUUACUGGAGAGAGAUGCGUAAAAUAGCAACAAUUGAGCUUCUGUCAACACAUCGGAUUGAUAUGCUAAAGCACAUACGAGCUUCAGAAGCGGAAACUGCGAUAAGAGAAAUAUACAGAACAUGGGUUGGCAGAGGCAGAAAAGAAAGUGGACUCUUGGUGGAUAUGAAGCAGUGGUUUGGAGACUUGACUCAUAAUGUUGCUUUGAGAAUGGUGGGAGGGAGGCGAUGUUUUGGACCGAAUGCUGAUAUGGAGGAAGGAGAAGCACGUAGAUGUCAAAAGGUUAUGAGAGAUUUUAUUUUCCUGUUUGGGGUUUUUGUGUUGUCUGAUGCAAUACCAUUUCUUGGUUGGUUGGAUUUUAAUGGAUAUGAGGAAUCUAUGAAGAAAACUGCCAAGGAAUUGGACAUUCUCGUGGGAGGGUGGCUGGAGGAACAUAAACAAAAGCGACUGUUAAGUGGGAAGGAAAAGGAAGAGCAAGAUUUCAUGGAUGUGAUGCUUAACAUAUUGGAAGAAGCAAAGAUUUCAUGUUUUGAUGCAGACACCAUUAACAAGGCUACUUGCCUGAAUUUGAUCUUAGCAGGAAGUGACACAACCAUGGUUACUUUGACAUGGGCAUUAUCUUUAUUGCUCAACAAUCCUCAUGUGCUCAAGAAGGCUCAGGAUGAACUGGACCUCCAUAUUGGUAAAGACAAGCAUCUAGAUGAAACUGAUAUAAAAAAAUUGAUCUAUCUCCAAGCCAUUGUCAAGGAAACACUGCGCCUAUAUCCACCAAGUCCUCUCAUUGGUCUUCAUGCUGCAAUGGAAGACUGCACCCUCUCAACGGGCUACCAAGUCUCAGCUGGAACACGCCUGAUGGUAAAUGCCUGGAAAAUUCAACGUGAUGAGCGAGUGUGGUCAAAUCCUGAUGAAUUCCUUCCUGAGAGAUUCUUGUGUACUAACCAUAAGGAGACAGACUUGAAGGGACAGAAUUUUGAACUCAUCCCUUUUGGCUCAGGAAGAAGGUCUUGUCCUGGCAUCUCUCUAGCCCUCCAAGUAGUGCAUUUCACCCUGGCUAGUUUCUUGCAUUGUUUUGAAGUUGCCAAGCCAUUACCAAGCGAAGAUGUGGAUAUGAGCGAGAGCCCUGGCUUGACAAAUUUAAAAGCAACCCCACUUGAGGUUGUCCUUGUACCUCGUCUUAAUUCCAGGCUCUAUGGAUUCUAAACUGAAAACACCACUAGAUGGAAGAAAGUGCAAUCUUGUGGAGAUGCCUUAUCUACUGUAGAUAAAAAGUUAAAAAGAAAUAAAGAUUAUUUCUAAUAAAAUUGAAAAAGAUUAUGUCAACAACUUCUAACAUGUCUUUGAAUUUUCUAUUAUGUUUUCAAAUUUUAAAUUUAUUAUCUUCUACA
This is a messenger RNA of Hevea brasiliensis (rubber tree), 1899 nucleotides long. RefSeq names its product demethylepipodophyllotoxin synthase. NCBI's taxonomy places the organism in Eukaryota, Viridiplantae, Streptophyta, Magnoliopsida, Malpighiales, Euphorbiaceae. Gene Ontology annotation, molecular function: heme binding; oxidoreductase activity, acting on paired donors, with incorporation or reduction of molecular oxygen; iron ion binding. The record is from RefSeq and is a predicted model, not a curated record. Bases 71 to 1714 code for a protein of 547 amino acids. Gene Ontology annotation, biological process: defense response to other organism. The transcript has 2 exons.